CAGUGUUUGCGACACAGUGAGUGAAACAGCAACAAAUGUGACACCGUAGACGAUUCAAUGAAGCAACUAGCCUCACAUCAGGGUAGUGCGUGAAAUGUUCUUCGAUAUGGCCGUGAAAUUAUAUUUAACUGACGCGAGAGUAGGAUGCCGAAACAAAAGAAUAUUGGUUACUGCUGCACGUAGUAACCGUCUUCGUGCAAAAUGUUGAAUAUUACAACUGAGAAAAACGCAUAGCAGAUUAUGAAGUCAUUAUUAAACACUUGAAAUGAAAGUUUUGAGUUAUUUGAAUACGUAGUCCCUUAUAUUUGCCCUCAGCUGUGAAAAAGAAAUGCAUUUUUCUGUUCUAUGUAAAUUACCACGUGCAACAUUUUGUAGCGGCUCUCAUAAAAUGAAAUAAAACGGUGAUACUAUUUCGAUACCACAAUGGAAAAUUCAGAUAAAUUCGGUAUUGUAAUGGAAAAACCAAAGACAGAGCCUCCUAAUAACGAUACCUUAAAUUACGAUUCAGAUUUGUCCCCACAUUGUCACACUGUCGUCUCAGAGCUGUUAGAUUUAACAAAAUGUGAUAGGUUAGAUGGUUCUGGUGUAUGUGAUACGCGAACAGAUUCUUCAGCAAAUUGGUCACCACCAGAAAGCAUUUUGCGUCAGGCAUUAAUGUCAUUUGCCACAGCAGAGGAGAAAACUAUGCCGUGUUAUGAACACGGAAAAGACGACUUAAAAGACACAGAUGAAAUAUUUCAUGUGGAGGAUCUUAAAAUAUUUACCCCUAAUUUCUUUAAUGAUAAUAUGGUGGCAAAGGCGCAUCAGCUUGAUUCUCAGCAAUUUACAUUCUUCCCAUCAGAAACCAACCCUCUGCUUCCUGAUACACUUUCUGGCGUUUCCCAAGUGUGUCCUCUGAACAACAGUACAUUUAUUACAGCUCCACCUUUUGUGCCAUCAUCGUCAGUUGCUAGCCUUUCAGACUCAAGUCAGUUAUUUGUUACUUCAAUUGCUCAGCAUACUGCUCCAACACAAAAUACAUCACAUUUUUCCGUAACCACUUCGUCCUUGUCCAACAAAUGUGAUGGAUCCUUGUGUGAUAUAGCACUGCCAUCUGCAAACACCUUUGUACCCAAGCAGGACACAUUUCCAUCAUCAAAAGAUGUUACUAUGGAUGCUGCUUUCUCAGCAGUGCCAAAGACUGAGAACAACCUAACCAUUGAUGACUCUGUUCCAUUACCCUUAUUGUCAAAUUUGAAAUCAAGUUUAUCACAAGAUAUUCCAGAAAAUCAUCCCAAUCCUUCAAAUCUUGACAGGGAUGUUCUGACAACAGCUUUGUCUUCCUCUGCUGCCUUUGAUUCUGUCAGUGAUGAUGAAGACGUACCUAAAUUCCUUGAUUCUGGAGUAUCUGAUGUGUGUGAGACUGAAAAUGGCAUAAAGAUUGACAUAAAAUCAGAUGAUUCAUCUGAUUUUAGCCACAAUUCAUUGAUGCCAUUACCACAUACCAGGCACAAAAAUUCUAUCAGUCAAAGCACACUGUUGCCUAUGUCAAGUAACAUAAUCUUGAACAAAAAUGAGCAUUCCACAACAUCUGUUGAACAGAUUAUUUCAAUUCCUAACACGGUAUGUGGCAGUGAAUUGAACAUUCCACUUUCAGUUCCUGUCUCCUCUGACACAGUACAUGUAUGUAAUUCAGUAAUUAGUGGAGAAUCUGGACAAGUAACUUCUGUAAGAGAUCCUCGCUUAGGACAAACACCAUCUUGGCAAAACCAUGGAAUAUCUAUGGCAACAUUAAGUUCAGCUCGUGACAGAAUGCUUACAGAAUGCUCAGUGUUUGGACCAAAUACAGCUGCCACAAAUAUUUCUGGCAUCAAUGUUACAGCAAUGAUGCAAGCUACAGGUGCUGUUCAAUUGUCAGACACGUCUGCACAGUCACUUGAUAUUUCUGCACAGUCCUCACAGUCUUCCGCACCUGAUCAAGUUACAUCUGUAGUCACCAGUUUCUCAGCUUUGGACUCGUCUUAUGCUGUGCAGUCUCCUGCAGAAAUUCUAUCUCAGCUGUCUAGAGCUGGUGCUUUCCCUGCGAUGACAAGUAGUCAGGUGUCGUCUGUGCUGUCAGCUCUGAAUUCAGAAUUUAAUCAUGAUUCUGAAACUGAUACUGGUCCACAAGAUGAACUUAGUAAUGAACAGGUAUUGCAAGCACCGGUCAGUGUGGAAAAAGUUUCAACAACAACUCAGACUGAAGAUGUAAGUUCCACAGGUAAUAUAUGCCAAGAAAGCAAAAAGACCACAGAUGUGCACUCCCCCACAAUAGCCAGUGAUCAUGCAGAGAACACCACUAGUCAUUCAGGCAAAAGUAUUAAAAAACCAGAAGUUAAAGAUGGACCAAUGGCAGUCAGUACUAAAGAAAUGCCACCACUUGUGAAUCGCAUUCCACUGUACACAAAAAUUGUAGCUAUUAUCUUGAAAACAACACAGGCUGAAGUUAAAAAGACAGCAAUUCCAGUGGAUAACACCAAUACAAAAAAGAGUACUGAUAGUUCAUCUGUGGUUUCUACUAAUCCAACAGACAUUGCCCACAAGAAAGAAGAAAAUAUAUCACCUCCAGCUUCCAUUACUAAGCAGGAAACUGUUAGUGUUAAGCCAAAAAGCAAAUUGUUGAAUGAAGAAAAACCAAGUAAUGCAAAACUGAGCUCAAAAUUAAAAAAGAAGAAGCCGAAAAACAAUUGGUCUAAACCAAAUAGGAACUGCUCUGCAAGACACGUCCAUACAAAAAAUUCCGCAGUCAAACUUAAGAGACGCAAAAAAGCUAAACAAAAUAAUGAUAGUUAUAUUUCAAAAUUUGUUGAAAAACUUUUCUGUUACAGGUGCAAAUUUUGUCCAUUCAUUAGUCUGCAGAAAUGUGCAGUAAUUUUACAUAUUGAAAAGGAACAUGCGGCCAAUGUGGAAGCUUCAAGUGGUCCCAUGCAGUUAAAAUGUGUCAUCUGUCAACGCAUAUAUGAAGGUGUGGCUCCUCUCAAAGAGCACUUGCUUAGUGUCCAUAAACUGACUGAUGAAAAAGCCAAAGAACUCACAACUAGUUCACUCUUCAGGAAUAAGAAUUUAGUAAUAAAUCACGUUGCAGAGAAAGAGACCGCCAUUGUAGACAAGAGCGUUAAAAAUGAUUCUUCAGAGAUCAAUACCAAUGUUGCUGAGAAUAAUGAAAAACCAAAAGAUAAAACAUUCAUGGAGAAAAGUAGAAUAAGAGUAAAAAAUUUGGAGAGUGAGAAGGUUUCAUUUUCAGAGGUGUCACCUUCAGUGAAAGAGAAGGAUAGUGCAGAACAAGAAGUAGCAAGCUUUAAUGGUCAUGGAAAUGACUGUACCAGCUCACCUAUUUUAGACCAGACUGCUGCAGAUUUGACAGAUAUGGCUCAACAGAAUGAAGGCACUCAUAAAGUUAAUUCCUACAACUAUAAGCCUGCGUGGCUGCAGUGUCGUGUUUUGGUGAAAGAGGAUGGAGCCAUGGAAGCUGCAGAUGAAAAACUAAAAAUUGCUAGAAAACGUGGCAGACCAAAAGGAUCCAGAAAUCAAUUAACCUCUGGUAGUAGCAGAAAGAAAGCAAAUUCAACAAAUUCAACAAAUGAGAAGGAGACUGGCUUCAGCUGUAACAUAGACAACUGUGCAGUCCGUAUGCGCUCUCUAGAAAACAUUGAGUAUCACAGACGAUGUCAUAAUGGUGCCCAGUACUCUUGUCCAGAAUGCAGCCAUGUUCACUGCCAUUGGAAUGGAAUGAGCACACACUUAUGGCGGACACAUGUUAUAAAUAUGGAGCUAUUUUCUUGUGAUCAGUGCUCUUAUAAAACAACAAGUUACAGCAAGCUGAUCAACAUGCAUAAACGAAUCCAUGGCAGUGAGCGACCUUUCCUCUGUGAUACGUGUGGCAAGGGCUUCAAGAAUACAAAACAGUUACGAAAUCACAGGAGCAUCCACUAUGCAAGUUCCAAAUCAAGGCAAGAACAUGAAGGAGAAUGUGAUGUAUGUGGUCGAACUUUUUCCACUUUGCGCAAACUGCGACUGCACAAGGAUAACGUCCACCAUAAGGUCCGUCGACACUUGUGCAGUAACUGUGGCUACUGCGCGUCCUCCAUCAGCUCCCUGAAAAUGCACAUGAGGCAACAUACAGGUGAAAAGCCAUUCAAAUGCAAUGAAUGCGACUACCAGACCUCCGACCACAAUUCCCUCCGGCGUCACAAAAUGCGCCACAGUGGAGACAAGCCUUACAAGUGCCCUCACUGUACUUACGCUUGCAUUCAGUCCAGUACAUACAAGGCACACAUAAAAACCAAACAUCCAGGUCUAGAUAAUGGCUUGAUGUUUAGCUGCAACGAAUGUAAUUUUCAUACAGUGAAAGAAGAUAAUUACUUGGCACAUUUGGGAGAGCACAAACUGGGCACAUUUCCUGCCAACAAGAAGUUGAAGAAAUUGCAGGAGGAGGAUAGUGGAGGAUUUAAUUUCGAUAUGCCAUUUGAAUCAGAUUACGUUGCACACCUAGUUGAGCCCUUACUUGUGGACAGCAAUGGGAUGCGGCAACGUCUUCCAGAACUGAGUGUUCAUGCUGCAGAGACUAUUUCAGAUAUUCAGUUUCACCCAGGACGGGAAAAUGAACAAAUCAUGGGGGACUUCCAAGAACCUCGAGAGCUGAAGUUUAGUGUAUUGCAACAAGCAGCCCCCUGAAGAUACAAGCUAACAUCAUAUUCCUGACUUGAAAACUAAAGGAUGCUAACAGUAAACUGUUCAGUAUGCCACUUAAUUCACUGUUACUUUUAACUGAUCCUGUCCUACGCAGUGAAUAGAAGAGCAAAUUCCUUAUCCUUUGACUUGCAUUUUUUGAACUAGUCUUUAGAGUCCUCUUGCUUCUGUUGUUUUUCUUGUUGUUGUUGUUAUUACAAGACAUUAUUGUAUGCAUAAAAAUGUUUAAGUCACACAUAUGAUAGAGAUAUAAAGAAGUUGACACCGAGUCUCCACAAAAUGUAAGAUUUAUUUUUUGUGAUCAAGAAUUAAAAAUGUCAAUGGAAAAAAGUAGUCUGUACCGUGUAACAAGAGAGAGAAAUAUAAUAAUAAUAAUAAUAAUAAUAAUAAUAAUAAUGGUGCUCAGCUGGACAGAGAAAUGUAAUUUGUGUGAACUAUGUCACUUGGGCAUCUGGAUAUUGAAAAUGAUGCACAAAGUUUAUAACAAUGCAUAUAAGACAAUGGACAGCACCAUAUGACAUAAAGAUGUGAGAAGCUGUGUAUGGAGAAGAUCCUUUACACUUAAUUCUCUGGGGUAAUUAUUCCUCUUUAGCAUCUUUCUUGUCGUGUAUGUUGAAUGGUUCACAUUUCAUUAUCUUUUCGCAAAUUUUGUAUAGCUUGUUUUUGUUAUUUCUUCCACAAAGAAGGAGAUCUUUGGCUACAAAUCCCAGAUUCAGUGUCAGCUUUCAUAAUCACAGUGUAGACCAAUCUACAAUUUACUUUUCAGGUACACUGUUUCCAUUGCUAAAAAUUCUGCAACAUGCUUUGCAGUGGGUAAUAUUCACCUCUAAAUCCAUUUUUUGUGCCUGUCCUUUGAAAUCCUGUUUCCUUUGCUCUGUAAACAAAUACUUUGUUCAUAUUUUGCAACAAAGAAUAUGAUUGCUAGAUGUUCUGCAACUGUAAACAAAUACUUACUUUGUUCAUGUUUUGCAACAAAGAAUAUGAUUGCUAGAUGUUCUGCAACUUGGAUUCAUUGUUGGGUAUUACCCAAGGAGUAUUUGCAUUUGAAACAAGUCCCUGUAUAUUAAUGUUACAUUAUUUAUCAGACUAUGAGAUUUUUUUUUUUUAAGCAUAAGAAGCUAAUUGCAAGGAUCUUCUCUAAAGACUUGGAAAUGUUGGGAACAGAAUCUAAACUUGCAUUAAAAAUAUACAAUAUUUUGAAAUAGCUACCUAAUUUAUUUAAUUUGCUAUUUCUCUUGGAAAUGUUGGGAACAGAAUCUAAACUUGCAUUAAAAAUAUACAAUAUUUUGAAAUAGCUACCUAAUUUAUUUAAUUUGCUAUUUCUCAUAAUAUGUUUUUUGCGGCCAAUAUGAUCUUCUGUUAAUGUACAUAAUUGUACAAGUUAUGUAAGUAUGGUAAAUGUUGUUACAUUCAUUUUUCAAUUCACUGUUUUUCAUAUGAGACUGACAUUUAUUUUAAGGGGUUUAAUAUUACAUUAUUUUUAUAGGUUGUAAUUAAAAUAUAAUUUUGUAUUCUUCAUUUAGAAGAAGUACACAGAAUGUAUAUUAAUUGUUUAAACUAUUUUGUUUUUGUACAAUGGUUGUAAAACAAUGCAGAAAUUACAAUGCCAAAAUCUAUUUAUUUUUCUGUAUUUGUGUUACAAAUUAAAACUGACCAUAUAUAAAUAACGUAUGUUUCUUACAUUCCAUCCAUACAUUGAGGUAACAUUAUUGGAAGUGUACAAUGGUUUAGAUUUGAAGCAAUUUCCACUAAAUAAAUUAAUAGUAAUAAUGACAUUAAUUAUUAAAUGAAUGUCCAUGGAAUGUUAUUGUUUUAAAGGACUGUGAUACCACUACGUUUGUAUAUAGCUAUGUAAUCUUUAGUAUGUCCUAUUUCCUUAAAUGUUUGUAAUUUCCAUCCAACAUCUUGAAAGUCUUUAUCAAAAGGUGCUGGUUUUGAAUGUCUCCCACUACCAAUUGUUGGACCAAUGAUAAUGAGCCACCCACCUUCAUACACCUUCAAAUAAUCAUAAAAGGCCAUGUUGUUAUUAAAAUAACAGAAGAGGAGUGCGUGUUCCUUGGGAAGUUUUGUCAGUUCAUCAUCAUCUUUUACAAAUCUCAGGGGGAUGAAUGUGGGCGGUGCAUAUGGAGAUUCCCACCAUGCACGGUCUACUUCAACUCCUAUUACAGCCAAACCUGGCAAAAGAAAAAUUUUAAGGUCCCAUUUUUAUCUAACACCAUAACAUAACAUCAUUCUCUUCACCUGUGGCAUUGGUGAUUAACCACUCCAGUAGUCCAGUUCCACAGCCUACACUCACUAUCAGAGGAAUGUUUUCAUCUUUCAUUGUUUUUCCUAUGAAUAAUAAAUCCUCUUCUGUUGGCUGCACCCACAACAGAUGUCUGAAGCAUGAAGUACAUUCCCCAUGAUCCACAUUCAACAGUGAGAGAAUAUUUCUCCAGUCUCCUGGAAAAAGAUGACAUUUUAGUUGUGGAAGAGUAUUACAAUGCAUGAUACCUCAACUGCAUCCAGAAUAUAACAAAUAUAAAGGUUGCAACCUGAUACGCAGAUUUGUAUGAACUACACGUAAUAACAUCAGUAAUCGUUGUAAUGAAAUACAUCCAUCUUCUUUCUUUUGUACUGUACUGUUUUUCACCAGUGCUACUUAAAAUGUAGUCUUAUUUCAUAAGUGAAUCCACAACUCUCUCUCUCUCUCUCUCUCUCUCUCUUUAUCUAUCUAUCUCACUUACACACACACACUGUUUGGUAAGUAAUGUUUGGAAUAAUAAAUCACAGCAGAGGGAAAUUUUGUGACCAUUCAAUGUUUAUUCUGCCAAUGCUAUUCUGUGUUACACCUUUAACCUCACCAGCAGUAAUCUCAACGGGGAGAAUUUUGACAUUUUUUCUUUAUUUCAUGUAAUGUGUUAACUGCUAUGUAUGAACAGGCUUUGAGAGAAUUACCCUUGAUCUCUACUUUCAAAAUUUGUGUAACCAUGACAGUUUAAAAACACAUUUGAAGUUAAAAUAAUUGGAAAUUUCUAUGGUAAAGUUACCUCAGAAACAGAGAAACUUUGCCAAUAUGCUAAAAUCUGUGGAAACUCUAAAAACUGCAAAGGACAAGAUUAUUUAAACUAUGUAAAAUUUGUGUUCAAAGAUAUGAAACAAGAUCUCUUUUGCCAUCGAAAUGACAAGGACUUGUUUGAAGCUCUCUGCUUACUCAUUACAGCUUGGCACCUCUAUGUUUUUUAAUAUAAGCACUUAAUUCUUUUCAGUGGUUCUAAGUGGAAUAUUACAUCUUUUAGCUGCUUUCCACUGAUCAUUUCCCUACUAACCAUUGCAGAGACAGCAGGUCACAGAGUAAUACCAUCAUAGUUUUGAUACUUGUGGACUCCCAGCCUGGUCCAAUGUGCACCUUAGAAUUUUAAAAACAUUUAAAACAAAACAAAAUAUAUAAGAUAUGAUGAAGGAAAGUAUGGGAAAAGUUGAGAAAUUCUGGAAUGGCAAAGUUGUCCUAAUUACACCAAACUUGCUGGUACAACUUAACCAAAUUAUAUUAACGCAUCAUAAUGCUUACAUCUAAAUGUGAUUUGAAAGACAAUUAUAAGCUCUGCUAAGCAAGUCAAGUAGUUUAUACUCAAAUACGAAAGAAUGAGCAUGGCAAGACAAUUUUAUAGGGGGAAAAUCCUUCUCUAGGUAGAAACAAAACACCAAAAAACAAUUGUAAACAUGUGUCAGUACUGAAAAUAUGCAUAAUGGCCAUUGUUAAAUGUCUUCUUUGUAUGAUGCAAACAGUGGUGACUCUAUUGGUUAGUUCAGGAACUUUGCAAAGUGCCAAAUGCAACAGUUUUCAAAAAGUGGCAAGGUUGUCACAGUCAACCAUACAUUUUCCAUUUUGUUUGUGGUUUCACUGCAUACCCAGCAACUCCUCUUGUCACAAAACAACUACUACUUUAUACCUGUGGUUAAGGGAAAGAUUUUUAAAUUCCAUUUUACACUAAAUGAAAAUAGACAGUGUGAAAAUUGUGUAUUUUAAGCCUUGUGUAAUCAAGUUGUAUGAUUCAUAUAAAGCAAUAGUGAAAUUUAAAAUUUGUUAAAGACAAGUCUGGACCAUGUACCUGUGUCUUCCACAGUGGGCACAUGGCAGUAUUGCUCUCUAUCAUGUGCUCGAUUUGUAACUAUGUAAAGUUCUGUAUUAUAGAACUGACUGUUGAUUAGAAUAUACAUAUUAAUAUUAUCCUUUUUAACACUUGCCAUUACAAAUUUAAAACUGUUACAAUGUACCUUUCAGUAUUAUUGUGUUGGUAUUUGUUAAUAAAACUGUACAUUAUGUUGA
Messenger RNA from Schistocerca nitens (vagrant locust), 9016 nucleotides. RefSeq lists its product as uncharacterized. The transcript has 11 exons. Gene Ontology annotation, biological process: regulation of DNA-templated transcription. NCBI's taxonomy places the organism in Eukaryota, Metazoa, Arthropoda, Insecta, Orthoptera, Acrididae. Bases 424 to 4692 code for a protein of 1422 amino acids. The record is from RefSeq and is a predicted model, not a curated record. Gene Ontology annotation, molecular function: RNA polymerase II cis-regulatory region sequence-specific DNA binding; DNA-binding transcription factor activity, RNA polymerase II-specific.